Molecule: messenger RNA, 2280 nt
Organism: Paramecium sonneborni
Lineage: Eukaryota; Ciliophora; Oligohymenophorea; Peniculida; Parameciidae
Source: the annotation of a GenBank genome assembly
AUGAAGCUAAUGUUCUUAUAUAUCCUGAAGGUUAAUUUAGAGCAAUGUAAAAAACAAUGGAAGCAUUGGGUAACAAUUCAAGAAUAAAGAAUUAUAUUAAAAAAUUUGAAUAAUCUGAAUAAGGUGGUGAGAUUCCUGCAUUUCAUUAUGGAUCACAUUAUUCAUCACUAGUUAUUACUUCUUAAUUUCUUAUUAGAUUAAAACCAUUUACAACAAUAGCAAAAGAGAUUUAAGGAAAUAAAUUUGAUAUUCCUGAUCGUUUAUUUUAUUCUCUUGUAGAAAGUUUUCGUUGUGCAACAGAAUGAUGUAAGAGAAUUAAUACCAGAAAUGUUUUGUUUAUCUGAAAUGUUUCUUAAUUUAUAGAAUUUAUAAUUUGGUAAAACAUAAAAUGGAAUUCUUGUUAAUAAUGUAUCAUUACCUAAAUGGGCUAAUAAUAAUCUAUAGAGAUUUGUUACAGGUUAAAGAAAUGCACUUGAAAGUGAAGAAAUAUAAAAGAAUCUUACAGAAUGGAUUGAUUUAAUAUUUGGAUAUAAAUAAAGAAGUAAACAAGCAGAAAAAUUUUUAAUAUUUACUUUUAUGUUACAUAUGAUUAAUAACUAACAUUAUAAAAAAUGAAAGAAAAUAAAGUUAGUAUUGAAGCUUAAGUUGUUAAUUUUGGAAUUACUCCUUUAUAACUAUUUUUUAAAUCACAUAUUGGAAGAUAAAUUAAUUAAGAUCAUCAUUUUGUUUCUAAUUCUUAAGAAUUAAAAGUUAUCGACCAUAAAAUAAAAAGAAAGUACCUAAUACAAUGAAAUCAAUUAUUGAUUUUUAAUAAGCUAGUAAUAGAGUAAUUGUGAAAAUUAAAUGGACAUCAGAUGUUAGAUUAUUAUGUAUAAGAAAAGAAGGUAAAAUUUAUUAUCUUAAAUGGACAAGUUAAAUUGAUGUUUAACCCAAUAAAUCACCAUUUCAAUGUGGAUUGGAAAAAUAAUUUAAUUUUGAAAAACCUUAAACUGAAUUUUUAAUAUUUGGGAUAUAUCAGCCUAAUUAUCAUCUUACCCAUUAUUAGUAUUCAAUCAGGGUAAAUUAUUUAUUUGUGGAAGUUAUCAUCUUGGAAAAUUAAUUAUUAUAGGUGAUAAUAAUCAAAUAAUUGAUAUUUAUUAAAUACAUACUAAUACUAUCACUACAUUAGCAUCAGAUAAAAAAGAAUCUAUGAUUAUCUCUGGAGAUAAAAGUGGACAUGUUAUUUUAUGGAAGGUUGAUAAAUUAAAUGCCAAAUGUAUGUAUUUUGAUCAUUAAAAUUAAGUAAUUUUAAUCAAUUUAAAAUUAGAUUAAUUGUAUCCAUGUAUCUAUUAGUAUGAAACUAUUUGCUAAUGGUUACAUCUAUCUAUAUAAUUUAUACAAUGGUUAAUUUAUGAGAUCAUUUCUUCAUCGUAAUAAGAAUACUAUUCUUAUGAGUAAUAGACCAAUCUUUUGUAUCGUUUUCUAUUCAACAUAUAAUCAUUAAGUCUAUAGUUAUUCUAUUCAUGGAUUUUUAUUGGAAGUACAAAAAGAACAUAGCUUUUCUUUAAUUGACUGUUAAAUUAUGAGAAAUAAUCUCUUUUAAGACAUCAUGGUAAUAUAUAUCUAUUAUUAUUAGAUUUAUGGAACUGAAAUGAUGAGAACUUUACAAUUAAUUGAAGAUAGAUACUAUUAAGAUUAAAAGGAAGAGGAUGUUUCACAUAAAGAAUAUUAGGACACUUGUACUGUGGUAAUAAUUAUCAAUUUUCAUAAAGGAUCUAUAAAAUUUGAAUUAAAAUAUCAAAGUAAGUGAUAAUGAACGCAUUAAAUUGGAAGCAAGAUUGGAAGGGGAAAUUUAUCCAAAAAGAGAAAUCUUAUAAAAAUUGUUUACUUAAAAGUAAAGUGGGCAUAAAGAAUUCAAAGGAGAAUCAAAUGAAUUAGAUUAAUAAAGAGACGAAGAAAAUGAAGAACAUUAACAUAAAAUUCAUGAACAUGAAGAUGUUAUUUCAAUAUUAAUGUAAACAAGAACUCUUUUUUCAGAGAAUCUCUAAACAUAAGAUAAUUCUUUUAUUCAAUUAAACAAUAAUGGAAUUGAAUUACCAUAGAAGCAUUUGGGAGCAUCAAUAAAAAGAGCAAGUAUUUAUAAUUAGAAAAGAUAUAGGAAAAUUUACAUAUAGAACCUCAUGGAGUAAAAUGUUUAAAGCUUUGGCUACCAUAACUUCAAGAGUACAUUAGUUAUAAGAUUCAGCCUAAGUAGAAAAUGUUAUCUUGCUUAGAUUAAGUUCAGGAUUGUAUGGAUCUUGA